AUGGAGGAGCUGAGCGCAGAUGAGGUAAGGUGACAAUGAAUAGACGGCUAUCACGGGUGCUUGGAUCUAACGUUGUUUCAUUUUGUCAGCGAAAUAAAUUAUAAUCAGGUGUGUAGGCGUAUGCUUUUCCCUUGUACGUCUUCAGAAACGGUCUUGAGACUUGCUAAGUUAGCCCGGAGGUUAGCAUAGUCUGAACUGAAAAGCAUCCGCGAUAAAAUCCCACAUUUACCUCAGGACCGGCUUUUUAAAGUACAUGCAGCUCAUUGCAAACCGGAACGUGUUUAUUGUACAGAGUCAUUCAAUAAAAAACUGUGUUAGUGAAGAAAAAUUCUAAUAUGGGUCGUUUGUUUCUGACUCUAACGCUGCUUCGUUAUUUUACAGCUUAAUGCUAACUAGCUGGCCCUGGGAUAACAUUUUUUCUCACACUCUCAAAACCAAUUCACCCAAAUGCUGUUAAUUUCUGUCUCGUUGUUUUAUCCUAAUUAUAUUUUAUAAAUGUGGAGAUAGUGUUACAUUUGUUUGCUGAGUUUUAAAAAAAUAUUUCUAUCCUGCGAGGGACUGUUUGACAGUUGCUAAUGUUGUUUUGCUAACAGACAAAAAUUAGCUUGUGAGACGACUCAGCAUAAAAAACACACCGGGCCACCAUUGUGCAACCAACUGGGGGACGACUGUGAGGCCACUGAGCCAUUUCUAUCAAACCACAGCAAUAACACUUUACAAACUAUUUUUAAUCCCGUGAUAUUGUGCCUUUAUUGGCCACUCGAUAAAAUCAUAACCGAAUGUCCUGUUGAUUUACUGCUGCUCAGAUUUUGAGCAGAGUUAAUGAGUAAUGCUCUCAUCUGAGUUUGUUUAUGUCAGGUUAAAGUCUGUUUGUCUUUGCUUCUAAGAUACCGUUACCAAAAAGGACGUUUUUAAUUUACUAAUCACUGAUUUAAUUAUUUGUUCUUUGUCUGUUGUCAAUGAUCAAAACCUAGAUAAAUCAUUUAUUAUAUUGUUCAAACAGAUUAUGCCAAUCGCAAAAUAGACAUAUUUCUUUUUGUUGAACGGUCAAAAAAAAUUAUAUAGAUAUACAUAUAUAUAUUCCAUAUCAUGAGUGAGAUAGACCAACCUGAUUGAUGUCAACCUUAUUCAUUAGGCUGAUGGCAUUUUGCAAUUACUAGCAUCAACUAAAGAAGCAGAUUAAAAUAAUAACAAAUAAUCUGUCUGCAGACACUGCAGUCAGCCAGGUCAGUGAGGCUGCUGAACAAUCUAAUCUUCCUGCCAAACAAUGACACAUUUUUCCCAUUAUAAGUGACAGUACUUACAGUAUAAAACAGUUACUUGCUAGUGAAGAAAUUAUAAUGCAUAUUAUAAUGCAUAAUAAUGCUUUGUGUUGCUCCUUACAUACAUAUCUAAAAUCUAUGGCAUAACCCGAAUUAAGCUAUGACAUGAAUCAAUUAGAAAUCCAUUCAAAUCAUGUUACUGUUCAAGAUAACGUGCACUAGAUUGUAAUGUACAUGGAAUAAUGGGUAAUAUCUGAAUAAAAUAGUUGUUUUUGUAUUGAAUGUAAAAGUAACAACAACAAAAUGUUAUAGCUGUAAGUGGCUCUGUAAUUAGUUGCACCAGUAUCAGCCUUUGAAAAAACAAUAUUGGUCCGCUGCUAGGAAAACGAUAUUUCAACAGCACUAAGAUAAAAGUGUCAAGCUUUUGAGCGAACGGAUCUAGUACCCUUGUGUAAGUGUAAACAUUUUCUGGUGUGUUCAUCCAAGAUUCGCAGAAGGCGAUUGGCACGACUUGCGGGUGGACAGACGUCACAGCCCAACACCCCUCUUAGCACACCCCUGACAUCCCCACAGAGAGAAACUCCCCCUGGACCCCUCCCUGGACCCUCAGGUGCCGCACCUCAGCCCCUGCCACCAGCUGCCUCUCAAUCUUUGGGAUUAAAUGUCAACAGUGGUACCCCUGCCACAUCCCCUAUGGGAACUACCGGUAAGAAUGAAAUUAGAGCUGUCGGUCUGAAAUGCAUGUAGACAGCUCCCUUUGGCUAAAACAAAGAAUGGUUGUAGAACAAAUCUUGUGUUUUAGUUGUAAUGUUGAUAGGUCAGGAUACAGUCUGUUUAUUUUCCAGUUGUUGCUUUAGAGAUAUUGAUUUCCACCUCUUUUUGCCCUAAAGUCUUGUACCUAAGUGUUUUAAACAGGACUACAAAACAUUGCCUCAAAAGCAAGAAAAAGAAACAAUUUUUCUGUUUGAGUUGAGUGCAACACUGAAAGGGACCUUUUAUAUACAUUAUGUCAAAGACCCCGAAUGACAUCAACACAAACAAAAGCUUAUUGUUGUCCAUGUUUGGCACAAAACCUGGGCCUUGAUACUGAGUUGAAACCAUUGCUUUGAGUUACUGCUCUACCAAAUACAAAAACAUGAGUGAGCUGUAUAGAUGCAGUGAACAUUUCUUGACAAGUUUUAAUGAUUUGCACAAACAGUAUGCAGUGUUAUUGAAUAACAGGGCUUCAACUUACAUUGGGAAAAAAUAUAAUUGCAAGUGUGACAAGCUACUUCUAAGUAAAAUUUUCAUUUUACCUGAUUUUUUUUUUAAAGAUGAUUAUUGUUCAAAUGGAAAAUACUUUUUAAACCAAUCCCUUCUUUCAUUGUAAGUCAGCUUUCUGCCUACUGUUGUAGAAGUAGUUUGCUAUUAUCAUGAAUGUAUGGUACACAGUGGUGUUCUAAAAUUACCAAUCUGAACUAUUAGCAACCCAGUAUGGCUAAAUAAUUUUAUUUCAGUGGUGCUGAAAUAAAAUAUAUAGUUUUAAAUGUCUGCUUAUAUUUUACUGCAAAGGACUUCAUUUCGAAAUAAGGUUGCUGCCCAUUUAAAAAGAGGUUUCCCUCUCAUCCAUUUGCCAAGUGCUUUCAAAUCUUGGGAUUAAUGUUAGGUCUCUUUCAAAUGUUGCAAGGAGUAUGGUCUCGAUCUGGUCUAUAUUGUCAUGAGUCAACAGUUUUGUGAUUCGGCACUAUAAAGAUGAAAACUGAUUGAUGAUGGACUGGGCCACCCUUCAGCAGCACUUACUCAUUUUGAAACUUAUUGCUGUUAAUUUCAGCCCCCAAGUUCACAGGUUGAAGUAGCCAUCAGAGUAACAUGGCUCACAUGCUAUGCAGCUCAUACAUCUUUAUUUCUUCCCUGUGCAAUACAGGUUUAUGCAAAAUAUGAUUGUACAAUGCAAAUAAUAUUACAACUGUACAUGCUUGUAAUUGUGCAAUGUGUCACUUAUGUGAAACUCCAGAUAUCUGUUUAACCAUAGUAAGGAAAAUGAAUUAAAAUGUAAUAAAAAAUGUUACUAUUAAUGUCAGUUUUCUAGGUCGAUCUUAAUGUAUAAAAACUGGGCUGGCAGCAGGACGGCAGCUGAUCUGUGAGGACUUCACAACUGUUAAAGCUACGGCAGUUCAGCAAGGCAGCUGUCAAACACUGUUUGAAGAAGGCAGUGUUACCUAGGUGUUAGGCUUGUGUGGUGUGCUUGAAAUGAGCAUGAAAAUCUUUUUGGAAAGAUUUUUUUGGAAAUGCUGAUUAUAAUUAUCUCCCCUAUCAAAGUUCAUAGAUUCUUGUAAAAACAGAAAAUAAAAAGAUCGUAAACAAUUUUAAGUGAAAGUGAAACUAUGAAAAUUGCAUUAGGAAAGUCCCUGAUCUUUUUCUUGUACACGCCAAGAGUCUUCCAAAGACAAACUUCAUGUUAGCCCUUGUUUUACAUGUGCUGAGUUAAAGCUAUAUCAUCAAAAAAUUUAAAUCAACCAUGGAAUUCAUGUGUGAAUAAAACUUGAGUAUUUUUGUAAGUCUUCACACAUCUUACAACUUUAUCUGCUGGAACUGAGCAGUACAUACAGAAUAUCAGGAAAAGUUAUGAGCAAACAAACUCAAACAAGCAACUUGGUUUGGCCAGCAAAGAAGAAAUAUUCCAGAAUUACUAAGAAAAAAUCAAACUAAUGACUAAGACCAAAACAUCACUAUACACCUGUGUCAUAUUUUAUAUUUAAGUUUAUAUUUCUAAGGUACUCAGUUGUGGUGUCUCGCAUUUGCAGGUGUGGCAUAUGGUAGUCAGAGCAGCGAGGGUGUGAGCUCCCUCUCCAGCUCCCCCUCCAACAGCCUUGAGACUCAGUCCCAGAGCUUGUCCCGAUCACAGAGCAUGGACAUUGACACUGCCUCAUGUGAAAAGAGGUAAGAGUGUAGGGACAUAGUUCACAUCCUAGUCUGAAUGUGUGUAUCAAAAUGUAUAUCCACAUGUAUUGCUCUUGAAGGCUGUGCUGAUAGUGUUUUCUGUCUAACAUUGAAGACACAUGAAAAGUGUCCCUCACAUUGUGAAGGAUGUAAAAUUAACAUGGUCUGCUUUGGUUGAGAGGAUCUGCUUAGUUUUGUGAUGCUUUUUCCAGCAUGUCCCAGGUGGAUGUUGACUCAGGGAUUGAGAACAUGGAGGUGGAAGACAGUGAUCGCAGGGAGAAAAGGAACUUGACUGAAAAGGUAAACGGCACUUGACAUCACUCCAAAAGUGGCUUUGAGAUUUGAUUUAUUUGGUCCCCUUGGGGAAAUUCAUCUUCACUGACUGUACAUUAUGGGUCCUCAUAACUUGGAUUACUCCAGUCACGUCCAGUUGAGAGAAUAUGAGUAAAUAUGAAGAGAUUCACUGUGAUUUACGAGAAGGUGGUGGGAUCUUCUGUGGACACCUCUCAGUUUAUAUCUUCAUUUGACACCGCAUGCAUGUUUUAUCACUUUUAGCAAAAUCUGUUCAUUUAUCAUUCAGUCUGGAAAUGAUAGAAAAUUGUAAACAAAUCCUCUCUGUUGACCCCCUUUUUCUUGCACCUCAGGAAACCUCUGCAAAUUCAGAUGUCUCAGAAGAACAGGCACUGCAGCUCAUUUGUAAGAUCCUCCGCGUAUCGUGGAAGGAGCAGGACAGAGAUGUCAUCUUUCUCCCUUCACUGGCUGCAGAGUUCCAACAGAACCCUAAAGAUGGUAUGUCACCAACUGAUGUCUUAAUACCUGACUCUGUAACCGGCUGUGUGACUCUGAAAGUUCAGAGUUUUGGACAUGACUUACAGAUGCCUGCAUUUGAAAACUUGACUGAAUCAAUUUCUUUCCAUUUUGUAGUAUACUCUGACUUCAAAGACCUGAUCGGCCAGAUCCUUAUGGAAGUCUUAAUGAUGUCCACACAGUCACGUGUUCACAACCCCUUUGCCAGCUUAACCGCCACCUCUCAGCCAAUUGCAGCAGCCAAAUCCCCCGACCAUCGUCUGACGCUAGUGCAGCCCUCCAGUCAAGGCGGCAGCCCCAUGGGCCCCAGUGCAGGAUCCUUUGGAGCCAGCUCUCUGUCCAGGCAAGUUCCAUGACUAAGUUUCAUGAGCUACAGCAGUGUUACUCAGACAGACAUAUCGCGGGCCUGGAUAGCCCACAUUCCACCUAAAGAGUGAUGCUUAUGUUCUGUUGUUGUCAGGAGUGGAACCUACCUUGUGUUUUUUCUGAUUUUGCUCAGAUGAUUUUAUACUUUCAAAGAUUCUGUUGCUGGAUACGUUUUGCCAAUCAUUGUCUCAAUGUUGUCCACAGUCUUUAUGGGUGUAGUAAUCCUCACCCGCUGGCUUUGGGUACAUCCAAGAGGUCCCCAUCUGUCCCCACCCCUGAUACACCCUCAGCACCUUCAACACCCACUACCCCACAGUUUGUUGUCCCCCCAAGUCCACCUGCCAUUGUUACCCCAAGAAACACUCUCAACCCUCCAUCUGCCCCCAUGCCUAUCUCUCAGCGCUAUAGGCCUUACUCUGUCACAUCUCCCUGGGGGGCCCCUUCCCCUUCUAGCCCUGGUCACAGAGGCCUCAGUUUCUUUGGACCCUCUUCUGGCCCUGCAGGGCUAUCUGUUCCUCCUAACACCCCAGUUCCUGUGCCACCACCAAGCCCUCAGUCCCUGACCUUGAGCUCACCCAGGGCUCGCAACCCUACCAUCACUACUUCCACCACCACCACCUCCACCCCUACCACCCCUACCACCACCCUUCCCACAGUCCCCCCUUCUCCCAGAUCACAUGCCCGACAGUCUGCCUUUGCUGCCAGGAUUCCACCGUCUAGGUAUCUCCUUUGCUAUUGGCAUGUCAGUGUGCGGUGUUAAUGCAGGCAACAAUACUAAAACCUUAACUUUUUAGUCAUUCACACAUUUUGAAGUUGUCUUUGAACUCAAUCUUACUCCAGCUCUUUUUUUCUCCUAUUAAAGUUGGUGCAGUUGGAUUUACUCACAUGAAGUAGCCGUUAAUUCAUUUGAGUAAGCUUCAGACUAUUAGCCGUAAGAUUCAUGAACAUCCUGAUACUUCAGCAUCACUGCACUUUGAAAUCUUGCUUACAAAUUUAUGAACAUUUAUAAAUUAAUUUCAAAUGAGAUAACACAACAUUAAACAAAUAUUGUUAGUGGAUUUGAUAUAAAAACAACAAGAAAGUAUUUAUUUUUGCUCAUUUACAGUACUAAUGAUGCUUGUAACUAACAUGUUUAAUUUUAGAACUUCUAACUUAAAGGUUAAAUUAAUACCAGAUCCACUCUAACAUGUUUUAUAGAGCAUAUAGCAUAUCAUUUGAUGUAUGCCACUGCAUUGGCUUAUUUGAGACCAGAUUUGAUCAAUGAUCAGUGUAAAAAAAAUAUCAACCAGUGAGUGCAGUAAUGAAUAUUUUACGAACUGCCCAAGCAGCAGUCUUCAAGCAAGCAUGCAGCCCUCCUUUCCUCAGUGCUUACCUCUCUCAUGACUUCUCUGUGCUAUGUUACAAUUCCUUAUUCAUCUUGUCUUUUCCACCCACUCUGUGUCUCUUUGUGUUUGCACAAUAUCCUCUUUUCUUCCAAUCUUUCCCUCACUCUUCUGUGUGUUCUGUUCCUCGGCACGUUAGCCCCUUUUCGCUCCUGUUUUUUGCCCUCUCUGACAUGUCCCAGGGCAGCAGUGAUGAAGAAUCUGGGGAAGAGGAGGAUUUUGCAGGAGUUCAGUUUGGGUCCAGGUACACUGCUGCACGGUGUGUGCAUUUGUGUGUGCUUGCUCAGUUAAGAGUCCACUGCAUGUUCCAGUGGGCCCUGAAGGCUUAGCACUAACUGCACACAAACACACCAGCGUAGUGUGGGGACAAAUAAACCCAAGCAGGCUCAUAACGUUUUCAGAGUUCUCUCACUGUUUUGGUCACCAGAGGUUAGGAUAUGAAGCCAUUUUUGUGCUAAAAUGUUUGAUAUGGACUUUAAAUCUCUGUUUCUACAUCGCGACAAGUACUCUAAAGAAUAAACAUAUUCAUCUAAAGUUAUUGAUGUCUUCCAGAGUAUCACUUAACCAUGGGACUCCUGUAUUAUUUUAUGAUUACUAUGCAUAUCAUGGCAUGUAAACAUUGUUACCUGUUUUGUGUUUGUAAAGUUUAGCUUUAGGAAUAGUGGUAAUUUUUGUGCAUUUCCUUUUUUAAUUGAAUAAAACAUGUUAACUCUGCUGGAAGGUUUUGCGUGCUUGAAGCAGCUCACAAAGAGGUUUUGUGUUUACAGCUGAAUACUAACAGCAAUUUAAACAAAUUUGUUCUUUAACUGUGUCAAACUGAGUCUAAUACCAGCUGAAACAGCUCACCAAAUUGCUCUUAAAGAUUUGAUUUAUUUCUUUUUUUUUUGCUAAUAAAAGAUUCUGGUUCUGUGAUACUGAAAUGCAAUCACUAAUUCCUGACAGUUUGUUUCUUUCAGGAUCGCCAAGAGUAGGUUUGCGUUUAUUAACCAUUACAGUUUUGACUAUGUCUGCUAGAGGACACAGAUCUCCUGUCUUUUUCUCAAUGACAUGUUCUCUUGUUUUGUGUUUCGCUUAUAGUCUUGGUGCAUGUGGAGUGUCAAUGUCCUGUGACUCAGCCAGUGACCGCUUCACCAUUGAAACUUGCAAAGAGACAGAGAUGCUGAACUACCUCAUUGAGCGCUUUGACAGUGUUGGCAUGGAGGAGAGGAAGGCCCCCAAGGUAAAGGUGGAAGCUUUGAUAUUAUAAUGUUUCUUCUUCUUUUAGUAACAACUAAAAUGAUCUUUUCAGCCUAACCACCAUGUCUAAAUUAAUUACAAAAUGUCCAGAGGAGAGAGGAACAGUGUGUACUAGGAGACUAGCUGCAGGCCAGAUGGUCUGGAAAUGAGUGUAGAUUUUCUGAAGAGAGUUUCUGUGAAAAUUACAGUUUACACAUUUUCACACCUACAACUAUUUUCUCCCUUCCUUGAAUCUUUUCUGUUUCUCUUUUAGAUGUGUAGCCAACCAAAUGUGAGCCAGCUUCUCAGCAACAUUCGCUCUCAGUGUAUUUCCAAUGUUGCCCUGGUCCUGCAAGGCACCUUGACCCAGCCACGGUAUGAAAAUCAGUCACUCGCACUUUUUCUGUCUUUUUAUAGUUGUUACAUUCUGUUCCCUCUUCUUUGAGUCGGAGUCGCCAUAGCAACUACUCUUUCACCUCGGUUGUUAAAACAUUAUUUAUAUAAUUCCAGCAUGCUGUUUCUCUGUGUUCCACGUGCAGGAGUCCUCUCGAGCAGUCUUUGCUGGUACCUUACAUGCUGUGUAGGAACCUUCCUUACGGCUUUAUUCAGGAGCUUGUGCGCAUUACACACCAGGAGGAAGAGGUGUUCAGACAGGUGGGAAAUGCCCCGUUUUAUACAGUGGUUUAGGUGACAGAAAAACACCCGGACCACUCUUAUGUUCACCCCUGUUUGCUGAUGGAAUGCAUUUUGUUUUUUAGUUUGAGCAGAAAUAUAUCUGCUCAGACACUAGCACACUAGCACUCCACUUCAUCUGGAGUAAUACUACAUGAAGCAGUUGUCCUACUUCAUGUUGAUUAAUAUAUUACUGUAACCUAAGAAAAUGUAUUGUUUUCAUUGAUUGUUGGCUGUAAAUUUACUCACAGAGGUCUUUUGAUUGCGUUUUCUUCUCCAGAUCUUCAUUCCCAUCCUCCAUGGACUGGCUCUUGCAGUGAAAGAAUGUUCCUUUGACAGUGACAACUUUAAAUUCCCUCUAAUGGUAAAGAAUGGCCUGUCAUUUACUAUAGAGCAGGAAGUAGAAAAGACUCAAUUUAAAAUAAAAGGACAGUGCAGCAGGGUGUGUCAAGGUCCUGUCACCAAAGCCUCUCAGACAACUUGUCAAUUCAACAGGCAGAAGCAUCAGAUGUGAAGUUGAAUAAAGAUUUUCUUAGAUAAGCUUGUCUAGAAAUCCUGUCAAACACUGGCUGUUAAAUUUGUCAGUAUACUCAGUAGUUGGGCACUUACAUCCAAUUUAGGGUAUGCUGUAUUCAGUCUUCAGAGGCUCUGUCCGGGGAGCGUGUUACAUUACACUGAAAGAUGUUCAUCCAGGAACAUUGUUGAAUAAAUGCUCUGUUUAGAAUCAGACUAUCCAAAUCUGGCAAUUGUUAUUUAGCACUUAAUGUAAUAGUGGUAUUACAUAAUGCUAUUCAUCUGUUCAACAAAGAUGUCAGUGUGAGACGAAAUCGAAACUUAGAUUCAGUUAUAUUUUGUUUUUUUCAGGCAUUAGCUGAGCUUUGUGAAAUUAAGUUCGGGAAGACCCACCCAGUGUGUAAUUUGGUGAGUUUACAAUUGUAUUCUUAUAUUACUGUUCAAACUUUUCACCGUUUUAUUUAUGUUGCUAAAUAGUUAUAUCCUUUUAAGUAUAUCCAUGAGAUACGUGAUUUUACAACUCCUUGGUGCAGGUAUCGUCGCUGCCUCUCUGGUGUCCCAAACCUCUGAGCCCUGGUUGUGGAAGAGAGAUCCAGAGAUUGUCCUACUUGGGAGCCUUCUUCAGCCUCUCUGUGUUUGCUGAGGAUGAUGUGAGUUUUCAAAACAUGAAUGGUUAACAAAACCGGGUAGCAUCAGAUGUAUUCUCCAUUCAAGGCUGAGAUGUUCUUUGAGAGCAGAUAGCAAAGCUAUCAUGAUAACCCUGCAAAAACAUUUCUUAAUUUUCAGGAAACAGUGAAUAAAUUUUUUCACUCUUUUCCUUUCCUUUAGACGAGAGUAGGAGACAAGUAUUUCUCUGGCCCAGCCAUCACCAUGGAGAACACACGAGUCGUCAGCCAGUCAUUGCAACACUACCUGGAGUCAGCAAGGGUGGGUGUUGACUUUAUGAUGAAUUUAUCCAAGGCUAUCCUUUUCACAUCAAACAGUGUGUUAAAAGUGUUCAUCUUUUCAGGGUGACUUGUUCAAAGUUCUUCAUAACAUCCUACUAAAUGGUGAAACGCGCGAGUCAGCUCUCAACUACAUGGCAGCUUUAGCCAACUACAAUGUGAAGAAAGCCCAGAUGCAGGUAGGUUUCAAAAGUUAUCCAUGUAUCACCCUGCUUAUUAAAGUGAUUUGUCAACAUUGCUCACACAUAUUUCAAAUACUUCGUAAGAUUUAUUUUGUAGAUUUCUUGCUUUAUAUAAAAAAAAGCUAAAUGAUGUCCCCUGUUGUGACAAGGGACCCGUUGUACUGUACUUGGGUAAAAAUACUCCCAGUGUAUCUACAACCUGAAUAUGAGAUAAACUUAACUCCUGCCCUUCAUAACACUGAUCAGCUUUUCUCAAUCUGCCCUCUUUUAUUUCCCAGACGGAUGACAAACUGGUGUCAACAGACGGUUUCAUGCUCAACUUCCUGUGGGUUCUGCAACAGCUGAGCAUGAAGAUCAAACUGGAGACUGUGGACCCCUACUACAUUUUCCAUCCUCGGUGUCGGCUUGUUGUCAGCCCAGAGGAGACGCGUCUGAAAUCCACCAUGGAGGAGCUCAAGAGCUGGAUAACUGAACUGCGUAGGUUGAUCUACAUAAAAAUGUAUUGCUUAGUAACAAUGAGAACCAGUUAGUCAUUGUAUCAAUACACAAGCUGUGUUGUCUGCCAUAAUUAUCUCUAACAAACUACAUAUUUAUAACCUAAUGUGAUUCUUAAGAGUUUUGUCGGGGCAGAAACGCACAGACCUACCUGUACUUAUGCAAAGAGAUACUUAUGUCUGAUUGCAGUGUGUGGUGCUGACAUCAGAAACUAAUUAAUUUUGUUUUUUCUUGUACGUGGAUAGAUGAAGACCCUACCAAGUUUUCAGAGCCCAAGUUUCCUACUGAGUGCUUCUUCUUGACGCUGCACACCCACCACUUGUCUAUCCUGCCUGGCUGCAGGCGCUACAUCCGCAGGUUGCGAGCCAUUCGAGAACUAAACAGGUACACACACACACACGCACACACAAACCCUCAGCUCCUCACUACAUGCUGCGUCUAAGUGUGUUUUUUUUAUUUUCUUAUUUUUCUUGGUCUUUUCCCUCUGCUAGGACUGUAGAAGAGCUGAAGAAUAGUGAAAGUCAAUGGAAAGAUUCCCCCCUUGCCAGCAGACACAGAGAGAUGCUGAAGCGAUGCAAAACCCAGCUUAAGGUGAGUUUAAUGUCCUCGUCAGUGGUUUUAUGUUAAUGGGAUCAUACUGGUUAGUGAUUUCCAUAGCAGCCUCUGCCAUCAGUGUAUGAAUGAGUUAUAAACGGGUGAAAGUAACCUGAUGUAAAAGUGCCUUGAGUGAUCAAAAGACUAACGAAAACACAACAUAAAUACAGUCCAUUUGUUAAGUGAAAUUUCCACACUAGUUCUAUUUUAUACACUGAUCAAAAGGUGCAGACCUGCGUCCGCUCACCUCCCAGUUUACUAAGCUAUUCCUGGAAUGCUGAAACAUGCAGGAUCCUACAACAGAACAUAUUUACCGAGAUGUGAUCUCAACUAUGUGUGACUUUGUCCUGUCAGAAACUGGUGCGAGCCAAAGCUUGUGCUGACGUGGGCCUUCUGGAUGAAAACCUGCUCCGCAGAUGUCUGCAGUUCUACAGCACAGUCAUUCAGCUCAUUCUCCGCAUGGUGGAUCCUGCCUAUCCUAAGUGAGUGUCCUUGCUGCUGAAUGGUCAUGUUGUCAUUUGCUAUCGUUGUAAAAAAACAGAUUCGUCAUCACACAAAGUUUGUCUUUAGCCUUUACUGUCUUCCAUGAGAUGUCUCACCUCCAAGUGCGUCAUAAAUCAGCAUUUAUUUUCAUGUUUUCAAUCUUCCACAGUAUUACCCUGCCGCUCAACCCUGAGAUUCCCAAAAGCUUUGCUGCUCUGCCUGAGUUCUACAUUGAAGAUGUGGCAGAGUUUCUGCUUUUUGUUGUGCAGUAAGUAAAUAAUUUAUUCUUGCACUUGUCUGAUAGGUCAGAUAUGUCUUAAAAAUAAAUGUAUUUGAGGUUGUUGUUGUUUCUAUACUGUAACAUGUCUGUAAAGAGAGAUGACACUGCUAUAUAAACAUAAAGAUGUUUUCUUUUGUGAAAAAAAUCUGAAACAGAUAAUUACUACUCCAUUAUACGAUCAGUCUUUGUGCUAUCAUUAUUAAGUUGCUCCUUUGUCUCUUCCUCCACCUCAUUCUCUCACUUUUUCCCCUUCUAGGUAUUCUCCCCAGGUUUUAUAUGAGCCGUGUGUACAGGACAUCGUCACCUUCUUGGUCGUGUUUAUCUGCAGUCAGAACUACAUCAGGAAUCCUUACCUUAUUGCCAAGCUGGUUGAGGUGCUGUUUGUCACCAACCCUGCUGUACAGCCUCGUACUCAGCGAUUCUCUGAAAUGAUGGAGAACCACCCGUUGUCGGUCAAACAGCUGGUCCCUGCUCUCAUGAAAUUCUACACUGGUGGGUUUACAGUAAUUCAAUAUUCAGUAUCAUGUAGGUUUUGAUCUUCAGAAGGAAUAACAAAUAUUUCUUCUAAGCUGAUGCAUACCUUUACUUGAAUAUUACUUUUUGACUCAAAAUGGUCUUCUCUGGUCAGAUGUUGAGCAUACUGGCGCCACCAGCGAGUUCUAUGAUAAGUUCACUAUACGGUACCACAUCAGCACUAUUUUCAAGAGUCUCUGGCAAAACCUUGCCCACCAUGGAACCUUUAUGGAGGAAUUCAAGUAAGUUUACUCUUAACAAACAUUUAGUCAUGUACAAAAAAAAUCAUGGUCUGUCUGACAUAGACCCAUUUGACCUGACAAACUCUUCUUUCAUGUCUCUCGCUUAUUCCCCCCCAGCUCUGGCAAGCAGUUUGUGCGCUACAUUAACAUGUUGAUAAAUGACACCACCUUCUUGUUAGACGAGAGCCUGGAGUCUCUGAAGCGUAUCCACGAGGUUCAAGAGGAGAUGAAGAACAAAGAGCUGUGGGAACAGCUGCCUAGGGUCAGUACUCAGCGUCACAUGGUUUUGGUUUUUGUAUGACCUGGAAUCAGUCAACAUGAAACUUCAUCUAUGGCAGCAAUCAAGUUAUACAAUACAGAAUUGCAGUCAAUAAAAAGCAGUAAGGGAUCGCUGUUCUUAAUAUCCCCAAACAAUUAAAGCAGCAAAAACAAAAUGCUUACACAGAGAUUGCAUGACUUUGUUUGAGAAAAGAAACGAUACAAACUCAUUUGAGGUUUGUGCUGAGCUGUGAAACCUAGAAGCAAGUGGCUGUUGCAGAAUAAAUCAGAAUAGCAAUGUCUGUGCUCACAUGCAAAUGUUCAGGAACAGCAGCAGAGUCGCCAGUCCCAGCUGACUCAGGAUGAGCGGGUGUCUCGCUCCUAUCUGGCCCUGGCCACAGAGACGGUUGAAAUGUUCCACAUCCUCACCAAACAGGUCCAGAAGCCUUUCCUCAGGCCUGUGAGUAUUGUUGCCUCUGUGGAUUAUUUUGAAAAUUUGUCACAAUUUGACCUUGUAUGAGCUCUAUGGGUGGAAAUAUAUUCUUUCAUUUACCACAACAUGAACGUAAAGACAAAAUUUCCUGCAUAAAAAAGUGUCUUCUGUACCCAAUUAAGAGUUCUUAAGAGUGCCUCUCUUUUUAAUGCAGGAGCUGGGCCCUCGUUUAGCUGCGAUGCUGAAUUUUAACCUCCAGCAGCUCUGUGGGCCCAAGUGUCGUGAUCUGAAGGUGGAGAACCCAGAGAAAUAUGGCUUUGAGCCUAAAAAGCUCCUAGACCAGCUGACCGACAUCUACCUGCAGCUUGACUGUGCCCGCUUUGCAAAAGCAAUUGCAGAUGACCAGGUUAGCACUGACGUUCCCAGCUAAUCAUAAAUAACAGUACCAUCACUGACAGACUUUGCAUCACUUUGUAUAAGAAUAAUUCUCUGCCUGUCUUUCUGUAUUGAGUACAUCUGGAAAUUUUAAAUGAGGAUAUAAUGGUGACGAGAAAAAGCAAAGGACAAUUGGGAUAGAUCUUCGCAGUCAUGGCUGAACUGCUUCAAAGCCGUCAUGUAAAACUUCUGCUUUACUUGGGGAAUGUGAUAGUGUUUCAGCAAGUGUUCAAGAGGUCAUGUCAUGAGGUCAGAUUAUCCACAUUCCCUCUGAAACAUCAAACAGGGAGCAUUAAGGGUCUAAACACAGAAAAUAAAUGACACAGGAUCUCACUUCCCCUAUAACUGACUUCACUCAUGGAUCUGUGAUAUAGUUUAAUCUUUCCGCUGUUCAUAUUCUCAUGAAAAAAUUAAUCUUCACAGUUUGUGUGAAGAAGCAGUCGUUACACAAGAGUAUAAAUUUGCAUUUUAAGGCUCGGGUAUGACAACAGAAACACAGUCAAGGCCUUCACUAUUCGCAUCAAAGACGCUCUUUUCUUGCAGCUCUUUAAUACGUGUUACCUCUUUUUGUCUUGAUGCAGCGGUCCUACAGUCGUGAGCUCUUUGAGGAGGUGAUAUCAAAGAUGAGGAAAGCAGGUAUCAAGUCCUCCAUCGCCAUUGAGAAAUUCAAGCUGCUCUUGGAGAAGGUGGAAGAAAUAGUCGCCAAGAACUCACAGUCAGAAAUGGACUACAGUGAUGCACCUGAUGAGUUCAAAGGUGUGUAUGUGUCUCGGAGUUUUACCAUGAACCAAAAGUCUUUAAGUUUUAGGUUACAGUUCGGGAUCACAAUAAACAGCAAAUCAAACAAUGGCAUUUAAUUUUGAGAAAUACAAACUUUUUUGGAAACCUUGUCAGCAUCUACAACAUUUCUGAAUUUUUGGCCCCAAGCAGAACAAGCCACCUGCUCUGAAAUCUGGAGUGACCUCAGGUCAGUCAGUGCAGACAGACAGGAUCGUCAUCAUCUGGUGCUGUUGGAUUCCAGACAUUUGAAGGGGAUUUUGCAGCUCGUAGAGGUCAUAUAGACGGCUUAGAGCUCAGCUAUCCCAUAACCACAGACUCAAUAUAAUCUAGUAAGAGAACGUGGCCCACAUACCUCCUUUGAUUUCCAGAUAUGCCAGCCGGCCCACCACAGUUGAGGGGAGUGUGCCAUACAGGAGGCUUGAGUAUCAGUUUUCUAUGUGGUAGAAAUCCCCCACCACAAGUUUUAUUUUUGUAACACAUGAGCCCUACUGUAACAACCUCGUGACAUUUCAAUGUAGGGCAGGCUUUAUCAAAAGGCCCUGUCGAGUAAUUUACUCGAGAUUUUCUUCUCUAGUGUUUUGACAGAUGCAGCAAUGUUGCAGUCAUAUUAAGCACAUCAAACUUUUAAAGGAAGGGGAUGGACAAGUUGAAUGGAUUCAUACCUUACAUUGUUAAAAUAUGGAGUUUAAAUGUUGAAUAGUCUCACAAAUAUGUAUUAUUAACUUAAAUUUGCUCUGUAUUCAGUAACAACUGGAAGAGCCCCCAUGUAUUUUAGAUUGUGGCACACCUUUUUUCAGACGUAUGAUCAACCGUGAUACUCAUCUGUCUACAUAAAUGAGUAUCAAGUUGAGUAGACACUUAAGUUUGUUUUGAAUGAGUGGAUUGGUGACAGCGGCUCUCACCCUGAUGAAAGACAAAAGCAGCUUCAAAUUAGCAUUCAAAUUGGCAGACAGAACUGGCUGUUGAAGCUCAGUGUUUAUUGUUUUCAAAGUGUGCGAGUCUUUAACUUGAGUGUGAUUGUGCCUUUGUUGUCACAGACCCUCUCAUGGACACACUGAUGACCGACCCUGUGAUUCUGCCCUCGGGAAACAUAAUGGAUCGAUCCAUCAUUCUGCGCCACCUCCUCAACUCUCCUACUGAUCCCUUCAACAGGCAGCCACUCACAGAGAGCAUGCUGGAGUCAGGUAACCCUGCAUGCUUUUUAAAAUAUCUAUUCAGGUUAGGAAAAAAGUGCAAAAGAAAGGUCCUUGCUGGGAAAAGUUAGCCAAUCAUUGAGAUAUCUGAUUACUGUGGAGGGGUUUAAUGACACCUCAUUGUCUAACUAAACAAUUUCCCAUAGAUGUCUGUUUCUAACAAAAUGAUCUUAAUUUUACAGUCCCUGAAUUGAAAGAGAGGAUCCAUGCCUGGAUGAGAGAGAAACAGGGGGGACGGCUUGUCUAA
Molecule: messenger RNA, 16215 nt
Organism: Xyrichtys novacula (pearly razorfish)
Lineage: Eukaryota; Metazoa; Chordata; Actinopteri; Labriformes; Labridae
Source: the annotation of a GenBank genome assembly